Zingiber officinale is the source of this 1853-nucleotide messenger RNA. Its product is annotated as F-box/FBD/LRR-repeat protein At1g16930-like. Bases 90 to 1652 code for a protein of 520 amino acids. Gene Ontology annotation, molecular function: protein binding. The record is from RefSeq and is a predicted model, not a curated record. The transcript is spliced from 3 exons. Lineage: Eukaryota; Viridiplantae; Streptophyta; Magnoliopsida; Zingiberales; Zingiberaceae.
ACGAAGCAACCGGACGCUUUAACCAACCAUCAUAAGACAGACAAGCUCCUACUCUGCGCAUAGAGAAGAUACACCAGGAACCAGUGACCAUGGGGCAAAGAAGAAGAGAAAGAGCCGAAGACAGGAUCAGCAACCUCCCCGACCACCUCCUCCAAUCCAUCCUCCACCUCCUGCCUCUCAAAUCUGCCGUCCGCACCGACCUCCUUUCCAAGCGGUGGCGCGGCCUGUGGCUCAACGUCCUCCUCUCCGCUACCGACCUCGACUUCGGCCCGGACUUCGCCGCCGCCGAGUCCCCCGACCAAUUCUCCGCUACCGUUGACCGAUACCUCCGCCUCCACGGCAACAGCCCUCUCCGCCGCCUCCGCAUCCUCUUUUCCCCCUUCGACCACCUCCUCCCCGCCAUCGACACCUGGGUCGCCGUCGCAGCGACAAAGCGAGUCGAAGAGUUCGACUUGGACUUGUCGCAGGGGAUCAUCGAUGGCGUCGAAGGCGAUUACAUGGACGGCCGGGGGCAGUACCUGCUUCCCGCUGCCCUGUUCCGCUGCGAAUCGCUGACCCACCUGAGCCUUAGCCGGUGCGAUUUCAGUCGACCCGCCCACUUCGCCGUCUUCCGCCGUCUCAACGAGCUCAAUUUGUGCCGCGUCAACGUCACCGACGAGGCGCUACAAGAGUUGCUGGUGGAUUGCCCGGUUCUUGAAAGGCUGAGCCUGAUGAACUGCCGACUCCUCGGGGCGGUCCGAGUCGUCGGAGAACCAGAACUCCAGCUUCGGGCGUUGGCCUUGGUUGAUUGCCCAGGAAUCGACGAGUUGGAGAUCAAUGCGCCUAAGCUGCAAUCGUUUGUCUAUUCCGGCGGGGUAUGCUCCCAGAUUGACUUCGGUGGUAUGCCGGAGCUGGUCGAUGCUAAACUUUCGUUGGUCGCCGGCGAUUCCAUGGAAGCUGACUACGGCGACGCCAUAGCUCAGCUCUCACAAGUCAGGAACCUUUCACUGUGCUCUGGGACCCUUGCGUGUAUAGUUGCAAACGAAGAGUUUGAAGCUGAAGAUUUCGAGGUCAUGUUUCCAAACCUGCACGAACUGCAGGUUACAAUGAAGCAUAUAUCGAAAGAGUACCUCGCUUGCGUUUAUGAUUUCUUUCGACACUAUCCAUCUCCCUUCCUGGAAAAGCUCUUCAUUCAACUUCCCAAAGAUGUUCAUGAUUUGCCGGAGUACUUCAAACUUAUUAUAUCAGAUAUUCAGAAGCCGCCUGAUAUCGCCUUAGAUAAUCUCAAGGUGAUCAAGAUGACAAAUUUCCAAGGAUCAAAUAAUGAGAUGAAGCUGGUGAAGUUUCUCCUAGAAAGGGCUGCUGCGCUCGAAUAUCUAUUACUAGUUUCUCCUCCGUUCGAUGGCACUGAUUGCUUGGCCAAACAAAAUGUCGAAAUCGAACAAACUAACCCUGAAGAAAGGAUGUGGAUCAAAAUAAUUCUUGGUCAGAUUUCUGCGCUACCAAAAGCAUCACCAGAGGUUUGUAUCAAACUGGUUGAGUUCUGGCAAGAUGAGGACACUAUAAAUCCAACACACAACAACAAUCUUUACUCUCGAUACGACUAUCAAUCAGGAACUGUGUGCCAUAAGUUGGUUCAUGCCUUGUUCCGAGGUGAUAUUGGGGUUGAUUAGUGAAUCAUCUCCCUUUUUUGGUUUGAUAUAAUUCAAUUCCAAAGUUUAUGUGCUCUUAUGAUCAUUCGAAAAUUCGAGUGUAUUCACUACUUACCUUUAGCGUCGCAUCUCAAAGAGAAAUAUGCAUGCUUAACUUGGUGUGUGAUGCAUAUGGUCGCUAUUUUAGUGUGUAUUCAGCAAAAGAAUUGGAUGUCGUCUCAG